AGACCAUUCAAGGUCGUUGAAACGGAACGGCGGGUGGCCUUGAAAGAACCUGACUUUUCUACCGUGCCUUUUUAGCGUGUCUGGUUGCUCUAGGUCUAUGUAAAUGCUUUCUGACUUGUUGCUGCUACUCCGCUUGAUUCGCACCAACAUCCUUUGCUUUUUCUAACACAUGUGCACAAGUACUUCACCUGUUUCCAGCUUAUUGUUCAAUUAACCCAUCACAUAUACGAUACACAUAUAAGUAGUAUUGUCUAUGGAUUUUCGGGAAUUACCUUGUUUUUAUUGUCCUGGAAUCCUUUCAAACAAAGCAAUAAUCAUAUAUAAGUUUUAUCUGAGCGACCACCACUUAGUUCUACGUAGAACUAGAUGGUGGUCGUGAUCAGAUACGGUGAGCACAAAAUAAUAAGAAUUGUAGCACAUUGUCGUAGUUUUUCAGUAGAAAACGUUUGCUCACUUAUUACUCAUUAAAAAUCACACGUUAUUAGGUGACCGAACUUCCAAAGCAACCUAGUGACUCAGCAAGUUCAUUUGCUCACACUACCUAGUUUCCAAUUAUUUGAUGUCUAAAACGUAUGGGCUACUCUUUAGCAGCAUUCAUAAACAGAUAGGAUUGACUUAGUAGAGUUGGAAAACCUUAAUUUCAGGUGAGAGGAAAGUAUGGGUGACGCAGUCAUGAUGUGUUGUGAAAAUUCAUUUCCUAAUUGCGUUUCAGUAUCUAGCGUUUUGCGUUGCCUGAUGGUUAAAGCCUUGUUAUUCCAGCCACUGAGUUCGUGGCCAUCACUAUUCGCUUCCAUUUCAGCAGUCGCGAUCCAUUUAUUUUGUAACUGCCUUUACCAACUGAGAGAGUGAUUUUGAACAUCUGCACAUGUAUAUGUAUCAGACAGUAGGAAGGUUUUCAAAAAUCCUACAAAAAACAAGAGUAAAUUGCUUUCCAAACUAUCGCCCUUUAGUAUGUAUUGUAUAUCUUCUAUGCCUCCCAUGGUAUGUUGUUUACUUUAAAUAUCAGAAAACAAACUAAUUCGAUAAAGUUUAGCCUUUGACAUAAAAUACUAUUGCUCGACAAAGCUUGUUCCCAUAAGUCGACGCCAUUCUUCUCGAUAGUAAUACAUCUAAAUUGACAAACAGCCUGGGAGAUUACAGAAUAGUAAUUGGUAUUAGAUUAUGGGAUGACGAAACGCAACUGCUUUGAUUCCUAUUGGUUCGUUAAGUUAUUUGGACAUGUGAUAUGAUAUUUAUCUAAGGUCCGAUACAAAUACCAUGGCGUUUAGAUAAUCAGAUGACCUAUUAGAUGCGUUCGUAAUGUGAUAAUCCAAUUGUUCAUAGUCUACUCACGCUUUUAAGAUUCAUGCUACAACUAUAGAGUAUUUCGUUAACCGUUAGAUUUUAGGGUUUCCAUGUUGAAAGCUAUAACAAAGCUGAUCUGAAAAUGCGAAUAGUAUUUCUUGCGGGCGGAUAGUUUGUUUAUUAACAAAAUGUAUGAUGUAGAUGCCUAAAAGAAGUCUUCUGCCAAGACGUCAAUGUAUCAAGGUUUCUCCUUGUUUUCUACACCGCACUAUGUAAAGAAUAUUAAGACAACUGAUAAAAUAUUCUGACAUGUGCUAUUCAUUACGUUCGCAAAAUCAUUUCUUGAUGUGAGCGAUUGAGAGAUAUGAGUGUCAUCAGUUACUCAAUUAUUAAUGAACUUACAAUCUAAAUCCCAAGUCUAAUAUCGCUCGCAUCUGCUGGGACCAGCAGGUAAACAAUAAUAAGGUUAGACACAGGGCAUUAGGAAAUGAUGGUAAAUCAGUUGAUGAGGUCAUGAAUCUUCAUCGACUUAGAUGGUUAGGCCACGUGUUACGUAUGCCUGAACACCGAUUACAACGACGCGCAAUGCUGAGUAGUAUAGAGGAUGGUUGGAAGAGAGUUGGGGCGGCCAAACCAAAACAUGGUAUCAGUGCUUUAAGUCACUAACUUCCAGUCUGCGCCAUGUUGGUAUGUGCAGACUACUUGGUUGGGGUCUGCGUGACUAUCGUGACCACAAUGGUUGGAGUCUGCGCGACAUGACUCAAAAUCGGUCACAAUGGCGUAGGUGUAUACACUCUUUAUCUUCCCUUAAACCGUGAGAUUAAAUUACUUUAUAUGGUUUUUUCUACGAACUAAUUCCUUCUUCCUGUAUCAUAUCCUCAUAUGCAAUUUUUCUUUUAUAUAUUACUACCAUUGAAGUAACUACUUCUAUAAAGUUGGUGUUCAUCUUGUUGUGUUAAUGAGUUGUGGCAAGUUGGACCGAUGUAUAUAUGUACCUGGUCCUUCGUUGUAGCUGACUGACUAAAUCUGAUGUUUCAGCGACAUACCUUUCAGAUUUAAGGCUUUGGUUUAUGUACGCAACGUUGGUAUCCAAUUCUACAUACACAACGAAUUAUUCACUUCAUGCCACCUUAGAGAUUUCAGGUAUGAAAUAUAUUGACAUCUAAAACUCGGGUACAAAAAAUUAGGAUCCCUCAUUUAGAGACUCCCUACUAUAGUAGCUAAUUACCAACUUAAUUACAGCAAUUCAUGUAUUAACUGGUCCUCGAGAAAGUAUUUAUCUCUUCGUAAUAAUGUCUCAUUUCAUCUGUUCUCUCUAAUAUGACACCAUUCUUAUAACUGGGCCUGGUUCACCAUUUUUUAUAAUAAAAAGUAAAACCUAAAACAAAAGUAAAUUUUAUUUAAUCAAUCCUAAAUCUCUGUUUCUCUGCUUCACAAAAGUUUUAUUUAUAGAAGCAUCUAACAUGCGAUUUGCAUUUUAAUCUAGGGAAUUAAUGUCUUCUGAAGUUAUUAAUUUUUCUCCGGUCUCCAACAAAUUUACUGUUGCUCUGUGCGUACUGAAUCAGUGGGCGCUUGACUUUAGUGGAAAUACCAGACGUGUGAUUGAAAGUGUUAAAACUGCUAAACGUUUGGGAGCUAAGUAUAGAGUUGGCCCAGAAUUAGAGAUCUCAAGUUACGGAUGUGAAGAUCAUUUUCAUGAACUGGAUACUUAUACUCAUUCAUGGCAAUGCAUUGCAAAAAUAUUGAAUGAAAUAAAUGAAAAUGUUGAAAUGCAAGAUAUUGUUUGUGAUAUUGGAAUGCCAGUUUUACUAGGAGGUGUGGCUUAUAACUGCAGAAUUCUUUUGUUAAAUGGGACUGUUCUACUGAUACGACCGAAAUUAGUCCUCGCAGAUGAAGGUUUACACAGGGAAUCUCGUUGGUUUACGCCUUGGCCUCAUCACCAGAGAAUCAUUGAUUUUGAGUUACCCGAAAUAGUCCGAAAAGUAACCAAGAAUUCUCAGUCAGUAGCAGCUUUCGGUGAUGCUAUUUUACGAUUUUCGGGAAAUGGCUAUUCUGAAUAUGUACAGAUAGGCUUGGAAACAUGUGAAGAGCUUUGGACGGGGACACCACCUCAUAUUGCUAUGUAUGCAGCUGGUGUAGAUGCUGUGCUCAAUUCAAGUGCCAGUCACCAUGAACUGAGAAAACUAAAUAGAAGAAUAGAGCUAGUGAAGUCUGCCAGUACGGCAAAUGGUGGUGGGUUCUAUGCGUAUACAAAUCUUAGAGGGUGCGAUUCUGGGAGAGCUUGUUACGACGGUUGUGCAUUAGCUGCAGUCUCCGGUCAGGUAAUUUUUCUGAGCCCACAGUUUGGAUUUGGAGAUGUCUCUGUUGAAACUGUCACUGUUUGUCUGAAUUCACUGAGAUCAAGGCGAAUCGCCAGUCGUUGUUUUGGACGUGCGGCUGCAGCUAGUGCAGCUGCAAAAUCCGAUGCAUUUGGUAUUACACACAGUUGUUAUCCAGUUGUUAAGGUUGAUUUCAAUCUUUGCCAUAGUGACCAUUGGCCUGAUCAGUCCUUACAACCACACGUUGAUACUCAUAUUCUUUCACCUCCAGAAGAGAUUUCUUAUGGUCCUGCAUUAUGGUUGUGGGAUAAUUUACGACGAAGCAAGUCUUCAGGAUUUUUUCUUUGUUUGAGUGGAGGUUUGGACAGCGCAGCAGUUGCGUGUAUUGUGUUCAGUCUUUGUAACCAAAUUUUUCAAGCUAUAAAACAAGGUUAUAUGUCCGUUACACACGAUUUACGUACUAUAUUGAAUGAAUCGGAUAAAUAUAUUCCUGAGAGUGGUCGUCAGUUAUGUUCCCGUUUACUAACAACGUGUUUUAUGUCAAGUGAGAACAGUUCUACGCUUACAAGAUCACGUGCUAAUCGCUUAGCUAAACUUUUAGGUUCAAAUCAUUUAGAAUCCGAUAUUACACCACUGGUAAAAGAAUUUGUCCACAUGGCUUCCAAGACUCUAGAUCUUGCUCAACCACCUCGUUUCACUGUUCAUGGAGGUUCAAGUAAAGAAAGUUUAGCUCUUCAAAAUAUACAAGCUAGAAGUCGUAUGGUUUCAGCAUAUUUACUGGCUCAGUUGAUGUCAUGGAAUUGGAAUUUGCCGUCAGGUCUGUUAGUUUUAAGUAGUGCAAAUCUAGAUGAAGGACUAAGAGGUUAUUUAACAAAGUAUGACUGUUCCAGUGCAGACUUAAAUCCUAUUGGGAGUAUAAGUAAGUCAGAUUUACGAUUAUUUAUUGCUUACUGUGCUCAAACAUUCCCAAGUUAUAUGGAUUCUAAAAGUGGAGUUGAACUUUCGGAAGUAUUGCUAGAAAUUUUAUCUGCUCAUCCAACAGCUGAACUAAUGCCACUUCAAUCUAACGGUGAAAUUAGUCAGACAGAUGAAUGUGAAAUGGGAUUGACCUAUGACGAAUUAUCAUUAUUCGGUAGACUUAGAAAAAUAUCUAACUGUGGACCAUAUAGUAUGCUAGAAUCAUUACUGGACGGUAGUUGGUUACUGAUUAAGAAGGUUAUACCUGAUAGUUGUUUUCAAGAAGAUGGAAAACCUGGUGCCGAACUUGCUCAUUAUCUUAAUGAAAAAGUGAAGCUAUUUUUCCGUUUCUAUGCUAUCAAUCGUCACAAGGCUACUAUUUUACCACCAGCUUAUCAUACUGAGGCUUAUAAUGCUGAUGAUAACCGGUUUGAUUUCCGUCCGUAUUUGUAUCCUAGUGACUGGAAUUGGCAAUUUACUUGUCUAGAUUUACUGGUAGAAAAAUGGGUAGAACAAUUCAAGUGAAUCUAUUCGGAUCGUCUCAUUUGUGAACCUGUCUACUGGAACAUAUUUUUAAUCCUAGUCAACCUAUAUUAUUUAGAAUCAUUUGCAUAUUUUUACACAUUCACACAGCAGAAUUAUUUUUAGUGUGGUACUUCCAUAAGUUUUCUUAUGUGAUAGUGGAUUUUUUGUGAACAUUGUGUACCAUAACUUUAUCAAACCUCAACAAGUUAAAUUAAAUUGUGAUUUCCGUGUGAGAUAAUGUGGAUGAGGUAUGUCAUCGCU
This is a messenger RNA of Schistosoma rodhaini, 5345 nucleotides long. Lineage: Eukaryota; Metazoa; Platyhelminthes; Trematoda; Strigeidida; Schistosomatidae. The record is from the annotation of a GenBank genome assembly.